AUGGGGAGCUCUGCGUGCUGGAGGCUGCUAAUGCUGCUCUCAGUGUGGGGGGGUGUGCUCCAGAGGGUGGAGACAGACUCCGCGGGGCAGACCGCGGGGGAGCUGUACCGGCGCUGGGAGCGGUACCGCAGGGAGUGCCGGGAGACGCUGCAGGCUGCGGAGCCGCCCGCAGGCCUCGCCUGUAACGGGUCCUUCGACAUGUACGUCUGCUGGGACUACGCGACGCCCAAUGCCACUGCCCGUGCGUCCUGCCCUUGGUACCUGCCCUGGCACAGUCAUGUGGCUGCAGGCUUUGUCCUCCGCCAGUGUGGUAUUGAUGGCCAGUGGGGCCCGUGGAGAGACCAUUCGCAGUGUGAGAACCCAGACAAGAAUGGAGCCUUUCAGGACCAAAAGCUUAUCUUGGAGCGGCUGCAGGUUGUAUACACUGUCGGCUACUCCCUGUCCCUUGCCACGCUGCUGCUAGCCCUGUUCAUCUUGACUGUCUUCAGGAGACUGCGCUGCACCCGAAACUACAUCCACAUCAACCUGUUCACAUCUUUCAUGCUGCGGGCGGCAGCCAUCCUCACCCGAGACCGGCUGCUACCUCCCCCGGGUCCUUACCCUGGGGACCAUGGCCCCACCCUGUGGAACCAGGCCCGGGCUGCCUGCCGCGUGGCCCAGAUCGUGACCCAGUACUGCGUGGGCGCCAACUACACGUGGCUCCUGGUAGAAGGCAUCUACCUGCACAGCCUGCUGGUGCUGGUGGGGGCCUCUGAGGGGGGCCACUUCCGCUGCUACCUUCUCUUUGGCUGGGGGGCCCCCGGGCUUUUCGUCAUUCCCUGGGUGAUCGUCAGGUACCUGUACGAGAACACGCAGUGCUGGGAGCGGAAUGAUGUCAAGGCCAUUUGGUGGAUCAUUCGUACCCCUAUACUCCUGACCAUCUUGAUUAACUUCCUCAUCUUUAUUCGUAUUCUUGGCAUCCUUGUUUCAAAGCUGAGGACAAGACAGAUGCGCUGCCCUGAUUACCGGUUGAGGCUGGCCCGCUCCACGCUGACACUGGUGCCUCUGCUGGGCGUCCAUGAGAUGGUGUUUGCUCCUGUGACAGAGGAACAGGCCCGGGGGACCCUGCGCUUUGCCAAACUUGGCUUUGAGAUCUUCCUCAGCUCCUUCCAGGGCUUCCUGGUCAGCGUGCUCUACUGCUUCAUCAACAAGGAGGUGCAGUCGGAGAUCCGCCGCAGCUGGCACCGCUGCCGCCUGCGCCGCCGCCUGGGCGAGGAGCAGCGCCAGGCCUGGGAGCGCGCCUCGCGGACCCUACCCGAGGGCUCCGGCUCCGGCCCCGGACCGGUGCCCACCGGCCGCGCCCUGUCCUCGGGGACCCUCCCGAGGCCUGGGGAUGAGGCCAGCCGCGUCUCGGAAAGUUACUGCUAG
Talpa occidentalis (Iberian mole) is the source of this 1407-nucleotide messenger RNA. It is a transcript of the gene GIPR, whose product is annotated as gastric inhibitory polypeptide receptor. The record is from RefSeq and is a predicted model, not a curated record. Bases 1 to 1407 code for a protein of 468 amino acids. Lineage: Eukaryota; Metazoa; Chordata; Mammalia; Eulipotyphla; Talpidae. Gene Ontology annotation, biological process: cell surface receptor signaling pathway; adenylate cyclase-modulating G protein-coupled receptor signaling pathway. Gene Ontology annotation, molecular function: G protein-coupled peptide receptor activity; gastric inhibitory peptide receptor activity; peptide hormone binding. Gene Ontology annotation, cellular component: plasma membrane. The transcript is spliced from 13 exons.